GCGCGGCCUCGGAAUGUCCCUAAGCAAACAACUCUCUCCCCCGAGCCUCUCCCGCCAGACUUCGAAAACUCCCCUCCGGUCCGCGAGCACCCCGGGAUCGCACCCAGGCUGUCUUUUCGCCUCUUACCUCCCUCUCCCGAUCCGAGACCGCAGGCAGUGCCUUACCCACCGACUCUGAGCAGGCUGUACCUCUGAGACCUUGCCGACCCCCAUUGGGUCACCCGGCCCUUUCACCCCUACACACCGGCGAAGGAGCCCUGGGUAGAUUCGGGAAACUUGUUUAAGGCAGUCGGCCAUGAUGACCCCGCAACCCCUGGACUGGGGGCGCUUCGGUAGCAGCCACUGCUGCGUGUGACCUUGAAAGAGGCCCCCUGCAUUCAUUCCGGGUACAGCCUGAAUCUGGCCAGUUUCCUGUGCCAAAGCCUUCGACCUUGGAAAGAGCAGCGCAGUUCCAAACCAAACUCUUGGAAGGAGGAGGGACGAUGGUUCAAACCUGUAACAAAGAUGCCUGCUGUCCAGCUGCCGGGCUCCCGUUUGGCCAGAAGCAAGUCACCCCUCCGCCUGCAGUGGCACCAGGCCUCUGGGAGCUGACUAGCCUGGCUGAAUUGCUUCUAACCCUUCCAAGUCUGAGCACAGAGAGAAGCCUGGGGAAGAGGCAGCUGUGAAAGAGCAAGAAUGGUCCACCUGCCCCUUACCCAAGUUUUGGACGGCCUCCAUGCGUCCUGCCAGAGAGAAGAGAGACUUCUAAGAGUCUCUGAGAAGGGGCCUGCCAACUUCAACAGCCCUGGCUCCCUUAGGUCGCUUUUUGGAGAAAGUGUCAAAUCUUCUGGAACUGGAGUUACUGAUGGUUGAGAGCCACCCCGUGGAUGCUGGGAAUCAAACAUGGGACCUUCGCAAGAGCAACAAAUGCUCCAAAACACCGAGCCUCUUCCAAGAGAGCGAACUUUGAACAUCAGUGCCCUCCCUGGGCUGAGCAGCAAGGGAAGUCCUGUGAGCAGCAGUCCAGUGACUGUGUCCUGAUAAGUGCCCUUGGGAUGGAGUAGAAGGUCUAAAAGUCUGAUAGCCUAGGCGGGGUGCCACCCACACCUACCCUCACCCCAGUAGUGAUGGCGCAGGUGGCGUCCCGGGAACCUGACACCCAAGAUGAAUAAAUGAUGCGGACUCAACCGCCCGCAGCCAGAACUCUCCGCGGCCGCUGCCACUACCACCGUCACCGCCUGCCGGUGGCCAGGGGCAGUCACCUGGUAGCUCUGUGCAUCAGCCCCCUCUGCUCUCAGGACCUGUAGCGGAGCCCGCGGCAAACAGGAGAACAUGGCCGGGAGGCAGCGUGGCUCGGGGCGGCUCUGGGCGCUGGGCGGCGCCGCGCUGGGGGCUUGCCUGGCGGGUGUCGCCUCGCAGCUGGUAGAGCCCAGCACGGCCCCGCCCAAGCCCAAGCCGCCCCCACUGACCAAGGAGACCGUGGUGUUCUGGGACAUGCGCCUGUGGCAUGUGGUGGGCAUCUUUUCCCUCUUCGUGCUGUCCAUCAUCAUCACGCUGUGCUGUGUGUUCAACUGCCGUGUACCGCGGACACGGAAGGAGAUCGAGGCUCGGUAUCUACAGCGAAAAGCAGCCAAGAUGUACACAGACAAGCUGGAGACCGUGCCUCCCCUCAACGAACUCACAGAAAUCCCUGGAGAGGACAAGAAGAAAAAGAAGAAGGACAGUGUGGACACCGUGGCUAUCAAGGUAGAGGAGGACGAGAAGAAUGAGGCAAAGAAGAAAGGAGAGAAGUGAGGGCGGCGUCCUGGAGAUGGCAGCCGGGGCUGGCAGGCCCUGAAGCGUAAGUUCAGGCCGGGAUCCAGGCAUCAAGACUCCGAGUUCAUACAUGGACGGCAGAGGCUGUGGUCCAAGGGAAAGCCAAGGUCGUGGGCAUUACCUCACGGCCCAAAAGAUGUAGGGACAAGACUGGACUCUGUUCAUUUCACAUGGUCAGUCUGGGCACUUCUCACGGGCCACUGUCCCUCUAUAGAUAUAGAGUGGCCUCAAACUCCUCUCCCCAUCCAGGCAAGCUUCUGUCCCACCCUUCUUGCCAGGGGCAGAAGUGGCUAUGAAGGAGUCAGGGAUUGGUCGAUGAGGAUGGCAGGAUUGAACAGAUUGUUCAACAACACAGAUGGAGGACUGGAAGGGGACUUGUGACAUGGGAGAUUCUCUGACAUAGCUAGAUAGCCACCCCAAAGAGCAAGGAGAUUGCCCCAAGUUUGACGGUGAUCUGUCCUUGGCUUCUAGGGUGUCCCCAUUAUCAGGAGAAUCCCUGAUCUGGCAAAUGCCAAGCUCUGAAAACAAGGUAACAGCGUGACAGGGCGGAGACCACUGAGGGGCUGGCAGGAGGCCUAGGGCCUAAGGGCUUCUGGCUCAGGGGUGGGGUCUGAAACAUAGAAGAAUGAGUUGCGUGGGCCGAGUGAGAAAACCUGGGUCUCCUCACGGGAACCAAGAACUACUCAAGACGCAGUGCAUGGGGUACGGACUACUGCGGUUGCCUUUUCUCUGGCCAGGACUCUGUCAGACCACCAGUCUGCCGAACACAGUGGUAUGCAGGUCCUCUUCUGCCAUGUCCCUUACU
This is a messenger RNA of Rattus norvegicus (Norway rat), 2599 nucleotides long. RefSeq names its product transmembrane inner ear (gene Tmie). Bases 1312 to 1773 code for a protein of 153 amino acids. The record is from RefSeq and is marked provisional. The transcript is spliced from 6 exons. NCBI's taxonomy places the organism in Eukaryota, Metazoa, Chordata, Mammalia, Rodentia, Muridae.